Messenger RNA from Rotaria sp. Silwood1, 2367 nucleotides. The record is from the annotation of a GenBank genome assembly. Lineage: Eukaryota; Metazoa; Rotifera; Eurotatoria; Philodinida; Philodinidae.
AUGGAAAAUAAUUUCGAACAACUUAUUGGUGUACUUCCAUUAUCUUCAUCAUUUACGUUUGGUAUUAGAGAAAUAACAAAUAUAUUAGAAAAACAAAAUAUUGAUUUAUUAUCAUCAUUUAUAAAUGAAUCAUAUUCAUCAUUAUUUAAACUUGAAUGUUGGGCAUGGAAAUUAUUAAGUAAAGAUUCUUAUCAAUGGAUAAAUCAACCAAAUUAUUUAAAUUUAUUUAAUACACUUGCUUUAUUUAAUAAAAAUUUAAUAUUUAAUUAUAAUGAUAUACAACAUGAAAUAAAAGCAUCACUUCUUAUACCUAAUACAAUUGAUCAAAUAAAUGAUCUAUUUGAACAAAUUGAACGAGAUAAAAAUGAUAAUGAUCCAUUUAUUAAUAUAGCUAAUUUAUGGUUUGAUAAUCUUGCAUUAUUUAUUCAUGAAAAUCCUGAAUUUGAUACAUUACCUAUUAUUUGUCAUAUUAAUCAAUAUAUGGGAAAAAAUUAUCUUAUGACUGAACAAUUUUUAUUAUAUUUAAUUCAACUUCAAAAACCUAAAUUACCACAAUCAAUAUUUACUUAUAAACAAUUAUUUUAUAUAAAAACAUGUUCAUUUUCUUUAAGUUCAUAUUUAACAACAAAAUCCCAAAAUUUUCUUUUUACUGCAGAAGAUAUAAUGCAUUAUAUUGGUAAUGAUUUUGUACAAAUUAUUGAUAUACAUAGUCAUAUAAUUGAUAUGUGGAGUGAACAAUUUCUUACUUGUAUAACACAUUUAAUUGGUUUUAUUUCCACAUGUUGUUGGUGGGGUGGAGAAAAAUUAAAACAAAUAAAUCGUUUAUUUCAUUCUGAACAAAUUAUUUAUUCAUAUAUUAAUUCAAUUAUUCGUAUAAUUAGUUAUAAACCAUUUUAUUCACAUAUAAAAGCUCAAUCAUCAAAUGAUGAAACAAAAUUAAUUGAUUUUUGUUUAUUUUCUUUAAAAAGUUUAGUACAAAAUCAAGAUUUAAUUUGGUUUUUUCGUACAAAAAUUUCAUUACCAGAUACACUUUUAACAAUAGCUGAAUUAUCAAUACAUGAUAAAAUUUGUUUACGUGCAUAUAUUGUUUUAGGUGAAAUUUUAUGUAAUGAACGUUUAAAAGAUUUAAAAAUUACUGAUAAUUUAAGUUUAUUUUUUUAUGAUAUGCUUGAACAUGCUUGGAGAAAUCCAUUAAAAAAUUAUAAACAAAUACCUAUUUUUCAUUUAUUACGAGGUUUUUUAACAUUAUCAAAAAUUGAUGCAAUUCAACAAAAAACAGCUGAUUUACAUAAAAUACCACUUUUUAUAGAAAUAUCUGAUGAAUAUCCAAUAACAUUUGAUAUUCUAUGGGCAUUAUCAUUUAAUACUGAUAUUCAACAUCAAUUACGUUCAAAUACAACAUUUAUGUCUAAAUUAGUACAAUUAGCAAAACAAUGUGAUAAUGAACAAAUGAGAAAAAUGACACAUGGAAUUCUUUGGAAUCUUGAAUCAAGUCGUCAAGAUCGUACAAUAUUAGAAUUUAAUGAUGAAAAACCAUUUGAUAUUAUGAUUAGUUAUUCACAUAAAGAAAAAAUUCUAUGUAAACAAAUUUAUGAUGAAUUAACAAAAUCUGGUUAUCGUAUAUGGAUUGAUUUUGAUCAAAUGCAUGGAAAUGUAAUGGAUGCUAUGGCACAAGCUAUUGAACAAUCACAUAUAAUUAUUAUUUGUAUGAGUGAACAAUAUCGUAAAAGUAAUUAUUGUCGUGCUGAAGCACAUUAUGCAUUUCAACGACAAUUAAAAAUUGUUCCAAUACUUUUACAAAAACAUUAUAAACCAGAUGGAUGGCUUUUAUUUCUUAUUGGUCAAUUACUUUAUAUUGAUUUUACUAAAUAUGAAUUUUCACGUGCAAUAAAAUUAUUAUUAAAAGAACUUCAAAUUGAAGAAAUUAUUGAAACUCCUAUUAAAGCAAUUUCUUCUAGAUCAAGUGUAGAAUCUGUAAUUUAUAAAAUAGAAGAAAUACCAUUGAAAAAAUCAUUAUCAUUAAUAUUUCCAAAAAAUAUUCUCGAUUGGACUCAAACAAAUGUACAUGAUUGGUUAAUUGAACAUAAUCUUAUUCAAAUGUCUCAAAUUCUUAUUGAUUUUGAUGGUUCAAGUUUACUUUAUUUGAAUGAUUUUAUUAAAAAUGGUGAAACAAAACAAGUUUUAAGUCUUCUUCAACAAGAAUCACUUCGACGAACAAAUCAAUGUUUAUCAUUAAUUGAAUUAUCUUAUUUUCAAUCAUUAAUAGAUCAACAAAGACGUUAUCUUACAUCGACAUUUUCUAAACGAUCUACAAGAAAUUCUAAUCAAGCAAAUAAAUAUAUUUUAUCUUGUUGUCAUUUAAUUUAA